AUUUUGCAUAAUGAGGUCAAAUUCACAUUGCUUACGGCAUUCGCAGAGAAAGGAAUACGUAAAGCAUUUAAACAGGUAAAUUUACGAGUAUUUCGUCUUAUCCGUGGCAAAAUUUUAUUUUACUUUUUUUUUAAAUAAGUGUAGAAUGCAGAGAAUCAUAAUUUUAUAAGUAAAAACGAUUUUUAGUGUGGAUUUAAGCGUUUCAAAAAUAUCUUCUCGAGACAGACGUCGUCCGCCAUUUUGAAUUUGAAGCGGCGACGUUUUUACACAAUACGUAGGCCUAGUAGUGUUUGUUUUCAAGAAUUAUAACAUAAACAUUUAAAAAUUAUUAUUAUUUAGAUGGAAUAUGUUCACUUGAUUUCUAAUUCAAUUUCAUAUUCAAGAAAAUUCACUUGAUUUUUUGUUGCGUAAUUGCGAAUGUUUCAUAAUGUUAUGAAUUACUCAAUGCUAUUUUUUUUUUACUCAACUUUAAAUAGCUUUCACCUGUUAAAUAUAUUGAAUUUUAUUUCAGUAAUGGCUCGUACCAAGCAAACUGCUCGAAAAUCCACUGGAGGUAAAGCUCCACGUAAACAGCUGGCUACAAAAGCAGCCCGUAAAUCGGCUCCAUCAACUGGAGGAGUUAAGAAACCCCAUCGUUACCGACCGGGAACAGUAGCUUUGAGAGAAAUCCGUCGUUAUCAAAAGUCGACUGAAUUGCUCAUCCGUAAACUUCCGUUCCAGCGUCUCGUAAGAGAAAUCGCCCAGGAUUUCAAAACGGAUUUGAGAUUUCAGAGCGCAGCUAUAGGCGCCUUACAGGAAGCUUCUGAGGCAUAUUUGGUCGGUUUAUUCGAAGACACCAACUUGUGCGCCAUUCACGCCAAGAGAGUAACGAUCAUGCCGAAAGACAUUCAAUUGGCGCGAAGAAUCCGUGGAGAACGCGCUUAA
Messenger RNA from Dimorphilus gyrociliatus, 924 nucleotides. Lineage: Eukaryota; Metazoa; Annelida; Polychaeta; Dinophilidae. The record is from the annotation of a GenBank genome assembly.